This is a messenger RNA of Lycium barbarum (goji berry), 1190 nucleotides long. RefSeq lists its product as uncharacterized. Gene Ontology annotation, cellular component: cytoplasm. Lineage: Eukaryota; Viridiplantae; Streptophyta; Magnoliopsida; Solanales; Solanaceae. The transcript has 2 exons. Gene Ontology annotation, molecular function: electron-transferring-flavoprotein dehydrogenase activity; flavin adenine dinucleotide binding. Bases 92 to 436 code for a protein of 114 amino acids. The record is from RefSeq and is a predicted model, not a curated record.
UUUGUUUAAGUAUAUUAAGUGCAAUUACGUCUACUCUUUCUUGAUUUUCUUGCUCAAAAGUUGUGAACUUUUCUUUGAAGUUAAGAUUAUUAUGGCUGGUUUAGGGGCAGAGAAAAAAAUUGUGGUAGUUAUUGGGGGUGGAGUUGCUGGCUCUCUUGUUGCCAAGUCCCUUCAAAACAAUGCCAAUAUCUUCCUCAUCGAUGAGAAAGAGUAUUUUGAGAUAACAUGGGCAAGCUUAAGGUCUAUGGUUGAACCUUCAUUUGCUAAAAGAUCAGUCAUUUCUCACUCUGAAUACCUUUCAGCUGUAGUAAACAUCACAGACACUGAUGUAUUGACCAAAAAAGGUAGUCAAAUUCCCUAUGACUAUCUUGUUGUUGCCACUGAUCAUACACAAAAUAGUGCUUCCACGAAAACUGAGAAAAUCAGUCAAUACUAAACAGGUACUAAUGGGUUUUGAUAAUACGCGCAAAAGGAUUUCCACAAUUUGAGGCGGAAGUAUCUAAUAUAAACACUUUAUCAUAUCUUAAGGUAUGAUAUUGGAAAAUGCCAUAAUUUUGAAUGUCUAAAUGAAAUCUACUGACAAGUUUUAAGGGGCUAUCGAUAUAUUUAGCCUACAAAUUAACUGUUGAUAAAGGCGGCUAAUUCCCUUUUAAUAGUAGGUGGAGGUCCAACAGGUGUGGAGUUGGCUGCUGAAAUUGCUGUUGAUUUUGCACAAGGGACCAAGAUUAUUGGAAUUUAUCGGAGAAAGCGCAAGCAGAAAGACUCUGAAUUGGCUUACUUCAAAUAAAGUUGAAGUCAUUUUGGGACAAUCUGUUGAUUUGAAAUCUGCAUCAGAUGGCAUUUAUCAAACAUCGGGCGGAGAAACCAUAGUUGCUGAUUGCCAUUUUAUUUGCAUCGGAAAAUCAAUUGGUUCGUCAUGGCUAAAAGAAACUAUCGGGCGGAGAAACCAUAGUUGCUGAGUUGGUGUGUUGAGUUUGAUGGUUCUUCUUUUAAAGAAAUGUUGUUUUUAAGUUUCGUAGUUCUUCUAAUAAGUAGUCUAUCAAGUCAGAAAAGUUAUUCUAACUGAUUUGUUUCCUCUUUUUGAUUUUAUUUUCAGUGUUGAAUUGUUGAUUAUACUAGAGUGUGGAGUUGCAAUUUUCGUAAAGUAAUGUAAUAGAUGUCCAUUUUAUUUUCUCUACUUCUUCUGCAAA